Talaromyces atroroseus is the source of this 2469-nucleotide messenger RNA. RefSeq lists its product as hypothetical. The transcript is spliced from 5 exons. The record is from RefSeq and is a predicted model, not a curated record. Lineage: Eukaryota; Fungi; Ascomycota; Eurotiomycetes; Eurotiales; Trichocomaceae. Bases 1 to 2469 code for a protein of 822 amino acids.
AUGCGCUGGUCGGCCGUAGCCCUGGCAGGGCCCCUGCUGCAGGCUGCACUCUCUGCCGCGUCCAGUCUUACGCCGCCUGUUCUCCCGCUGACUGUGAGGAACCCAUACUUUAGUGCUUGGUUGCCAAACGCCCGAGACGUUCCGUGGUCGAAAUGGCCUAUUUUCUGGACGGGCGAGGAGAUUGGCUUCUCGCUGCUAGCACAAGUACCUAGUACAGGUACCGUAUAUCCUUUGCUUGGACGACCACAGGACUCAUUGCCGCAGGAUGGCAGAGCUGGGUAUACUGUUAACUACCCAACUUACAAGGGAGCUACAUACGAUGCCUCGACAACUAAUUUGACAUACACCCUUCCUACAUCGGACUCUGGAAUCGAGAUUACCCUGUCUUUCUUAUCACCAAUUACGCCAACAUCGACUCUGCGGCAGUCGAUCCCAGCCUCAUACCUCACUGUAUUUGUUACUGGCAGUGCUGAUGUUAGCGUAUAUGUUGACAUUAAUGGACAAUGGGUGAGCGGUGAUCGAGGAUCGCAACUUGUCUGGAAAUUCGACCAAGUCAAAGCUGAAAGCGGCUCCGGCACACUAAAGAAAUGGGAGUUCACACGCCAAAACGAAUUGUUGGUCUCUGAAAUCGCGGACCGAGCUGAGUGGGGGACGCUGCAUUUUGUUGCGCCCAAGGAUGUUCGACAUGAGUCUGGAACAUCCGCAGUGUUGCGAGAUCGGUUCUCCAAGACAGGUACCCUGCAAGAUGCUGUGGACAGUCGUUUCCGAUCCAUCAUGGACGAGGAGCCAGUCUUCGCGUUUUCUAAGCAUUUUACCCUCAACAAUACUCACUCACAUGUAAAGACGGAUUCGGUCCAGUUUACUAUUGCUCACACCCAAGAAAUCGUUGCUCAAUAUGCCGCUGCACGGGGGUUGACCUACAUGCGACCUCUGUGGAAAUCGUGGUUUCAUACGAAUGAUGACCUCCUAGCAUUCCACCAUGCGGAUUUCGCAAAUGCCAAUACCCUGGCUUCCAACUAUUCAGCUCAGUUAGCCAUAGAUGCGUACAAGUCGGGUGCUGAUGACUAUGUGGAUAUUGUUACGCUUUCUGCUCGCCAGGUGCUCGGUGCCACCAGCUUUGCCGGUACCGCGGAGAAUCCGCUCCUAUUCUUGAAAGAGAUAUCAUCCGAUGGCAAUACUCAGACGAUUGAUGUCAUCUACCCAGCGUUCCCAUUCUUCCUCUAUACAAGCCCUCGCUGGUUGGCGUAUCUCCUGGAGCCGCUGAUUGAACACACGUUGAGCGGACAGUACCCAAACACAUACGCUAUGCACGACCUCGGAACGCACUUCCCGAAUGCAACUGGCCAUCCAGAUGGCAAGGAUGAGUACAUGCCUGUUGAAGAGUGUGGCAAUAUACUCAUCUUGGGCCUAGCAUUAGUAAAUUCCCUACGUUACACUGAUGACCAAUACUCCAUCUCUCCCUGGGCUGCCGAAGGUGGCACAAACCCGGAACCCACGUUUGAGGAAGCGCCGCUUUCUCUUUUGAAUCUGCAAACAAAAUUUGGUAUUGAUAAGCAAGAUUCUAAAUGGGGUGGACAAGGCCGUGGGGCAAAGCAUGCACGCCAAUGGGUUCAGAGGAGUUAUCAAUUGUGGAAACAAUGGACUGGUUAUCUUGUAGACUUCUCACUCGGACCAGAGAACCAAUUAUCCACCGACGACUUUGCAGGAUGGCUUGCUCUCCAGACAAACCUGGCCCUGAAGGGUAUUAUCGGCAUUAACGCCAUGAGUCAGAUUGCAGAUAUUGCGGGCGAAGCGUCAGAUGCUGCUUAUUUCAAGAGCAUUGCAGAUGAAUACAUCACGAAAUGGGAGGAAUUCGGCAUGUCUCGCGAUGGUUCGCACGCCAAACUAGCAUAUGACUGGUACGGCUCAUGGACUACGUUGUACAACAUCUAUGCGGACGCACAACUGUGUUUCCACUUAGACGGCACAAACAGCAGACGUAGCGAAACACAUCAGAUACCACUCUCAAUCGAAAAACAGGGCUUUGUCCCCCGACACAUUUACCAGAAACAAUCGAACUGGUACCAUUACGUACGACAGAAAUACGGCUUGCCUCUUGAUAGCCGUCACCUAUACACCAAGACGGACUGGGAGUUCUUUUCAAUGGCCGUUGCCAGUGAACAAGUACGCAGCGAGAUUCUCGAAUCCGUAGCCAAAUGGGUGAACGAAACCGACACCGACCGACCAUUUACCGACUUGCACGAGACCGAGGGCAAUGGCGGCUACCCCGGUAUCUAUUUCAUUGCACGCCCCGUGGUUGGAGGCCACUUCGCUUUUUUGGCUCUGCAGCGAGCAUGCGGCGGGAAAGCUAUGGAUGGACUAUCGUUUUUGGACGACGUGGAUCCCGAGUCAGACACACUCACAGCUUUAGCGGCCAUAGAAUUCAAUCGUAUGAUGCAGCCGUCUUUGAACGGUGAGCUGAAGAAGUGA